UAUUAGGCCCUAAUUUUUUGAUGUUCAUAUAUUAUUACAUAUUUGCUAUAAUACUUGCUAUGACCUGAAAUGACGGCUUCCUUUGUAAACAGAAGCUUAGUCUGAUCACUGUAGAUGUUGAAACACAAUGUUGUCCCCAGGAUCUCUCCUUAGUCAGGAGUGGUACAAUUCCUCUGCAGGGAAAGGGGUCUUAGCAUCUCUCACAACACAGAAUCUACUGAAAAGAAAACCAUUUGGAAUUUUAGACAAACCUAUAUUAACAACCAAUACAGUAACAGAUGAAGUGAAGUACAAGAUUCUCUUGGUGGGGAAAAGUGGAGUAGGAAAAACUAGUACUAUAGCAAAGUUAUCAGGGAAUGACAUUCCUACAUCUCACAGUGAAACUCCAGGAAUCCAGACCACUACCACUCCUUGGCCUGGGAUGGUAAAACAACUGAACCGUGUUGUGAUGUUUCAGCUGCAGUUUUGGGAUGUUGGUGAUGGUGCCAUGAAGAAGUAUGAACACAUUAAAGCGACCUGGGAAAAUCAGGCAGAUUGUGCAAUAUUUCUCUUCAGUUUUGUGGACAGAGGGAGCUUUGAGGAAAUCCCUCAGCAUAUAACCAGAAUGACAAAGCCAAAAAAUAACUUCGCCAAGCUUGUUAUUGGAACAAAAUUUGAUCAGCAUGCACACAGUGAGGUCACGCAAAGGGAUAUCAGGGACUUUGAACACAACUGGAAAAUCCCUGUUCUAAAAAUAAGAAAUGUUCCUGAUACGGAGACUAAGAAUGAUAUGAAUGAAGUUUCUCAGAUAUUGAUCACUAUAAGUGAACACCUGUGGCAUCGUGAUAUAUUGUUGGCAGGUAGAUCUGCUUCCACCAGUGAUGGAAAAAUUUCAGCAUGUUGAGAAUACCUCAAAAUGUGUUUUUUGGGUUUUUUUUUUAUAAAAAUAUCAAAACUUUUUGUGUGAUAUUUUGUACAUGAUGUCAUGUCUUAUGACAUUGUUGAAGAUAUUUUUCUAAAAGAUGAAGUUGUUUUCCUUUUUGACAUAUCCCCCCCCCCCCCCCCACCUUAAAAAAAGAACAAAGUACUUCUUGCAGGAUUUUAUUUUAGACGAUUAAUUAUAAUUUAAUAAGUAUUCUUUGACUAGAAACGUUUUUACAUUUCUUGAAAGAUUAUUUGCCACCAGAUGCUGGUGAAGGAAUUCAAAUUUGUAACUCGACAUUGAGCAAUGAGGGAGGCGGAGGGAUCUUAGCUCUCCAAAUGACUGAACAGAUUUAUUUUAGUACUAUGUCAUUAAGCUCUGUCAUGACAAACAUGCUACCACACUUGCUUUGGAUGCUGGAUCUGACCUACAUUUUCCAGAUGAUUGAACAGAUUAAAGUUUUGGACAAGUCCACUUCAAGUAACUUAAAGCUCUAUGGUGACCUUUGCAUGCAUGAUACAUCUAUAGGGAUUUCCACUACCAGACAUGCUAUGGAUGCUUGAUCUGACCUAUAUUUUCCAAAUGAUUGACCAGAUUAAAUUUUUAGGAGUAAGUCUCAACUAAGUAUAUAAGCCCUACAAUGACCUAAUUUGCAUGCAUGAUACGUCUAGAGAUGCACACUACCAGGCUAUUUGGGUACCACAUCUGACCUAUAUUUUGCAGAUGAUAAAAUAGUUAAAGUUUUUGGAGCAGGCCUACUCCCAAGUAAUAAGUCCUACCCAGACUUGCACAACAAUAUUUCUUUUAAUGAACUUUCAUGUGGUGUGAUAUUUCACAUUACUUCUAAAUAAUAUUCAUAGAGGUGACCUUCAUAGUCUUUGGUUACAUAUGUUUUUUUAGGAAGGGGGGGGGGGGGGUCAUGGUGUUGCAGACAUUUUAAAACUAAGUACACGAGUGCCCUGUAACCUGCAAUACUGGUGUAUAGUUACUGAAUAUAUGUCACAAGUUGUAAGUUACUUCAGUAAACUUUGAAAGUAAUGCAAAUGGUAUAUCUUAAUCACAUGCUUAUUUGAUUAUCCAAACCAAUUGUAUGAUGAGACGAAAAUUCUUAAUUAAAAUGUAAAGUUUG
Molecule: messenger RNA, 2030 nt
Organism: Saccostrea echinata
Lineage: Eukaryota; Metazoa; Mollusca; Bivalvia; Ostreida; Ostreidae
Product: ciliogenesis and planar polarity effector 2-like
Exons: 6
Coding region: 128-883 (251 amino acids)
Molecular function (GO): GTPase activity; GTP binding
Source: RefSeq, a predicted model, not a curated record